UUUUUUAACUCUCACUGUGCCUCUGGAAGCUUUCUGAUGCAGGUCCUGGUGCUGGUUCCUUCUGCAACCUACUUUUUUUCCUCAAAGCCUUUCCCACUCCACUGGCAGCCAGAUAAAGCCAAAUCUGGCACCACGAUCUGUGCCUUAAGGACCCUCCACCUUUGAAGGAAUCGGAGUAACUGCUCCCUGACUUGGGGCUGCUGCUGGGAGAUUCCUGUAUUGGGAAGGCAGAACUCAUGUCACCAAAGUACCUUCAGUUAUUACUAGCAUGGGGUCCAGACAUUUCUGGGCUUGUGAGACUCACUGCUCUGAUUGGUCUGGGGGGUGGUGGUGUGGAUCAGCCUCACAAUUACCUCUCUGAGGCAUUACCUCAUGUCACACUUCAGCAUCUGUUUGGCCAAUAAGACUGCAGUACUCCCACCAGCCUCCCCUGCCUGGGCCUUAACUGAUGUCACAAUUGAACCUGCAGAUAUUAACCUGGUCUCAGCAGCUCACAGACCAGAUGGUAAGGUCAAGAGGACAAGCACAGUAAAAUGUGGAAGAGAAAUGGCCAUCAACCCCAGAUCAAAGCAGGGGAUGGACUUCUGCUGGACAGGUUGUUGGCCCCUGCCACGCCAUACCCUCUAGAGCUGUCAGAAUUCCAGAGCUUCCCAGUGUUCCAGGGCAUCAGCUAUCACCUCAGAGAAGAGGGGGCCCAACUGGUGAAGAAAGUCAAUGCCAUCUUUUAGCUGGACAUCACCAAAGAUGGGAAGACCAUUCUGAAGUGGACCAUUGAUCUGAAGAAUGAUUCUGGGGACAUGUAUCCGGGAUCUGCCAGCCUCCUGGCAGACACUCUCUUCACAAUCCCAGAGCCUAUCUUAAUGGAGCUAGUUUUGGGCAAAACAAACCCUCAGAAAGCUUUCCUUGCUGGUAAGUUCAAAGUGAGUGGCAAAGGUCUCUUGGAGAGGGUUUUUAAAGACUGGGCUAAAUUUUAAGCAUGCAGAAAUACCAGGGAAAUGAUCAGGAUUUCUCUCCAGUUAUAAUGUUGAGUGAAAAUUAUGCUUAAUCUGAAGAUUUAACCAAAAAAUAUCCAAUAUUUUUGCUUAAAUCCUUCCUAUUGAAGUUUGAAUAAUUUUCCUGCUGAUGUGUAAAUUUGCAGCAAGGAUUCUAGAGCAGCAAAGAGUGUUGGAGUGUAUCACCUAAAACCUUUGUCUUUUUCUUGUCUUAGAUUCAUUUAUGCCAUAAUAUGCUAGGGUGAAGAUCACAAGGAGAGAAGUGGGUGACUGACAGUUGGAUUUAAAAGCUCCAGUGAUUGAAUUCCUAAGGAUUUGUUUUUUUGUUUUGUUUUGUUUGACUCUUAGUUUGGUGCUUUGGGGGAGACAAGUGGUAACCAUCAUUGUGCAGGUUUGUAUUCUAGUCGGUAACUUGGUUCUUCAAGGAGACUUUAUGUUUCCAGAGCUCUAAGAAGGUGGGCUUCACAGCUGUGGGUGGAACAGGCAAUAGAGGGGGUGAGCAAUUGGUAUUAUGGCUUCUGAUGCCCUGAAUUCCAGGAGAGUCCAAGGGCUUGAGAGGUUCUAGGCUACAUCACAGCACCUGGAAGGCUGGUGAAAGCUCGGAUUGCUUGGCUCCACCUCAGGGUUUCAACUUUGUAGGUCUGGGCAGGGAGAAUGGGCAUUUCUAACAAGUUUCCAGGUGCUGCUGGUGGGACCACCCUUGGAAAACCCUGCUGUAGUCCGUGCUGUAGCUUUCAGUAUUGACUGUGACUAUUCUCUAGACCAAUGAGUGUCGCCAUUAUCUCCUGGAGAUCUCCUCCCUCUUUUGAGCCAUUUCUGAAGUCAGGAGUUUGUGCACUGAGCAUUGUACAAAAUCAGAGGUUAUCCUGGGAGAUUUUCCCUUCUGGGAGCCCUCUCCACACAUUAGGAGGACUAGAAUGAAGCUGGCUGCAGCCUGAUGUGACCUCCUUAUGGGUGGGUUUAGGUCAUUUGUUCCCUUGUGAGCUGUGUGUACUUAUAUCUUAUAGGUUAAAUAUACACAGUGUGGACACCCUGAAACCCAUUUGGAAGUUUAAUUAAGCAGCCAUGCUUGACCAGCUAUUCCAUUCCUAGGUAUUUUCCCAAGAGGAAAGAAAGGAUGUGUACACAUGGAAAAAUGUGUACAUGAAUGGUCAUGGCAGCUGUAUUUGUGACAGUCCCAAAUUUAAAUAAGAGAGCUGUCCAUCAGUAGGUGAAUGGAUAAACAAAUCAUGGUAUGUCAUACCCUGGAAUACUACUUAGCAGUAAAAAGGAAUGAAUUAUUGAUGU
This is a messenger RNA of Manis pentadactyla (Chinese pangolin), 2279 nucleotides long. RefSeq names its product SCP2 sterol binding domain containing 1 (gene SCP2D1). The record is from RefSeq and is a predicted model, not a curated record. Lineage: Eukaryota; Metazoa; Chordata; Mammalia; Pholidota; Manidae. Gene Ontology annotation, cellular component: cytosol.